Molecule: messenger RNA, 2752 nt
Organism: Oppiella nova
Lineage: Eukaryota; Metazoa; Arthropoda; Arachnida; Sarcoptiformes; Oppiidae
Source: the annotation of a GenBank genome assembly
GUAGAGUAGUGUGACAUAUGGUGUGCAGCCAUUCAGCAGUACAGUGCAGUCAUGAAUGCGGUGUUCAUAUUAUACAGUGAGAGUGAGACGACGAGUGUCUCAAUGAGUGUAUGUAUGCUAUGAUUGCUAUGAAUGUUGUAUUCAUAGCACAAGUGAUCGCAUCCAGCAAUUAAUUUCCACUAAUUGUGGUCAUAGUUUGCAUUACACUUGAUUGGGAUACCAUUUGUUGCCAACUAUGGGGAAAGUGUUGUGUGAGUCGUGUUGCAAGAAGUGCUCGGGAAAUGUGCUCCGGGUCGGCAAAACAUACUUUCACAUCGACUGCUUUAAAUGUCACGAAUGUCACUCAUCUCUAGCGACCGGAGGUUUCUUCAGCCGUACGUCCAAUUCAGUGCAACACUACUACUGCACCCUUUGCUACCAGAAGUCAUUCGGAACCAAAUGCUCGGCCUGUCAUCAGUUCGUUGAGGGAGAGGUUGUGACCGCUUUGGGAAACACUUAUCACCAGAACUGCUUCCGUUGCAGCCGUUGCCAACAAGCAUUUCCUACUGGCGACAAAGUGACCUGGAAUGGCAAGGAAUGCUUGUGCGCCAAAUGCGUCCAAAUACCUGUUGUCUCCUCUCACACACCCGAUGGCUUCGGCCCCAAAUGCAAUGCUUGUGAAGAAGAAAUAAAUGAAGGCCAGGCCUUAAUAGCAUUAGACAAACAGUGGCACAUCUGGUGCUUCAAAUGCGAGGCUUGUAAGGCUGUCCUUCACGGCGAAUAUAUGAGUAAAGAUGGAAAGGUUUAUUGCGAAAAGGAUUAUCAGAAACUCUUUGGGAUCAAAUGUAAUCACUGCGAGCGAUAUAUUACUGGUAAAGUACUUCAGGCGGGAGAGAACCACUUCCACCCGACGUGUGCGCGAUGUACUAAAUGUGGCGAUACUUUCGGGGACGGAGAGGAAAUGUUUAUGCAGGGCGGGGCCAUAUGGCACCCCCGGUGCGGACCAGGACCUGAUGGCAAGAUGGAAGUGGACGGUCCUCUCGAUGGACAGUAUUACCCACAAACCUAUUCCCCGAGCCUUUCGAGUUCAUUAUCGCGGUCUGUCAGUCCUUACGACUCAGUCCACAAACAGUUGGGUCGUUCAAGUCCUACACUAAUUGCUGACAAGGAAUCCAUGUUUAAUGACUUGAGUCGAGUUUACACUUAUAGCUAUUUGGCUGCAGAGCCGACUCAGGGUUAUCUGAAACGACCUCUGGAGCCAAGACCUCCCAAAUCGCCUCAAUUUCAUAGACCCCCUGAAAGCUUUGGGAGGCGUCGGGUGUACACGAAAUCUUUGCCAAAACAAGGGAUGCAAGCAUUAGUUGAUAACUUGCAGACGGGUCAGCCCCGACCCAAAUCUCCAGCCAUGAACAAUGAAGAGCCAAUCGAAUUAGCCCACUAUCCCGGCGCCCAAAAGCCCAAACCCAGCGAUAUUCCCAGAAUCGAAAGGGACGACUUUCCCGCCCCACCGUUCCCGUAUACGGAUCCCGAGCGCAUACGGAGAUACAGUGGCAACUCGAGAGAUGCUGACAUACAAGAGGGUGAGUUUGAGGAUGAGUUGGACCAAACCAAUGGUGAUCCACAGCUUAAGAAAGAGGAAAAGGAACUCUCGAAGAUCGCCACCGGAAUUGGAAAAGUGUUUCUUAAGACAGUUCACGAAAGAGAGAAACUGAUGGCUUGGAAGAAGUCUCACAUCGACCCCAGAAAAGCUUCGCGAACGCCUUCUGCCAAAACUGAACUACCGGCGCGACUACGAUAUGAAAACCCUGUCAAUGCCUCCCCUUCUCGUGAUAUGGAUCGCCCCAAGCCUUGGGAAGACGAUGAGAUCGAUAGGGGGUCGGCGUUCAGGAGUUCAUAUAUUGGCAGACCAUAUAUCUCUCCCAUUAAUUAUAACGUUAUAUCUUCGCUCCGGAAUGUGCCGCGACCCGGCUAUUUGCAGCACAAGUCUUCAACUCUACCGCCCCGUGACAGCCAUAUGAAUGGAAGUGGUUCUCCAUUUACUGACAGAAUGAUUGAGAAGACUCAGAGCAUUGAGUUCAGUAGUGGAAAGUCUGAUAUUUCAAUGCUUUCUGAACAACACGACAAAAGCGGCCGGAAUUACAUUAACCAUUCGAUUAGUGGGACCUUCCGGACGACACCCUUUUCCGAUGGCUUCGGUGGCUACCGAUACGCCUCAUAUUCACCGCAUUUACGCCGAUCUAUGCCUAACGUUAACUUUCACUUACACUCUAACGAACCCCCGCGUCAGUACCCCUACCAUCUCCUGGUGACCCACAACUAUAGACUGCCUCCAGACGUGGAUCGGUGCCAUUUGGAGAGACAUCUGCAGAACUCCGAGUUCGAGCAACUCUUUCAUAUGAAUCGAAUAGAUUUCUAUCGAAUGCCUGAAUGGAAAAGAAAUGAAAUGAAACGAAGAGUUAAACUCUUUUAACUUAAUCGACAAAUAAUUUUCAUAUAAUUCAAACUUUUUUGAUAAUGGAUUCGAAUUACUGGUUGUUUUGAUGGCAAUGUAUGGCAACUAUAUUCGACUUUUCGACUUAAUCCUAACGACAGUUCCAUAAAUUAUCGAUAUAUUUGUUGUUAAUUUAGUUUUGGUUUACUUUGCAAUUGACUAUUCGCUGACUUUAAUCAUGAGAUUUAAAUUUAGUUCAAAAACACUUUCGAUGCAAUGAAUGGUUGAGUCGAUCGAGUGAUCAAUACUUUAAUAUAUAUUUAAAUAUUUAAAGAAAGGGAU